ACGUCAGUGACUGAUUGUAUGCUAGGGUGAAGAUGGCGGAGGCAGCUGCGGCACAACAACACCGCUUUUUCUGUCACUGCUGUAAAGGUGAAAUCGACCCCAAAUUCCCAGAAUUCACUUGCCCCAGGUGUGAGUCCGAUUUCAUUGAGGAGUUGUCAGAAGACUCCAGUCUCUUGGAGAACAGCAGCACUGCAGAGGCCAAUGAUGAUGCAGGCACACUAUUUUCAGAGCUGUGGCAGCUGCUGUUUAUGGAACGCUCUGCCCUACUCUCGGACCCCUCCGCCUAUGAGUCUGACCAGAGCCAACUACAGGCUGCCCCUGCCAGUGAUGCAAUGGAGGACGAACUGGAGGGCCCUUCUGUGGACCCUGUGGGACGCACAGAGCCUUUGGAGCCUGAACCGGAACGCCCCUCUCGCCCGCCUAGCCAGGGGAGUCGACAGUCCCGCGCGCCAGCAGUGGAGGGUAUUGUGCAGCAGUUUUUGGCUGGCCUGUUUGCCAACAAUGGAAAUCCAGGUGUCGCACCAGCUGCACUGUCUGGCAUGUUCCAUUCAAAUCCAGGGGACUAUGCCUGGGGUCAGGGAGGUCUAGACGCAGUUAUCACAGAGUUGUUAGGUCAGUUUGAGAGCACAGGUCCACCUCCUGCAGAGAAGGAGAUGAUCUCAUCUCUCCCCACAGUCAAUAUCUCUCAAGAACAGACAGACACAAGACUGGAGUGUCCAGUAUGUAGAGAGGAGUACUCCGUGGGAGAGUCUGUCAAACAGCUGCCCUGCCUCCAUUAUUUCCACAGUGACUGCAUAGUGCCAUGGCUCAAACUGCACGAUACCUGUCCUGUGUGUCGUAAAAGUCUUGACGGCGUCGACCAGAGCAUCCAGCCCCCACCAGAACCCCCAGAGCCUCCCUCCAUCAGGACAGACCCUCAGGGGGAGAGACGGGCUAUUUGAGGUUUAGGUCUCCCUCUCUUCUACCCCUCUGGCAUCUCUUCUUCCCUUUUGUUCUUCUGAACGAGGCUCACCUCUCCUCAUGCCUCGUCAUCCAUCGCUCCUUCUUUGACCACACAUUUAUUGAAGAGACAGAUUUGAAUUCAACUGUGCCUCAUUAUCAAAAUGAUGCUUGCUUUGAAAAAUCACCUCACAAUGCUUUCACCCACAGAUCACUGUACAUUUCCUGGGGAACUUUGAUUGAGGUGAGAAAGAUCCAAUAUGCCUGCAAUAUAACCUCACCUGCAAAUGGUUCCAACUGUUUUCUGACAAAAUGUUAUGGAUUCAAUUUGUCCCUUCGUAGAGGCAUUUCACCUGUUCUGAAUGUCUAUUAAAACAAAUGAACUGACAUCAUUGAGCCAUAGGGACGUGAUGAAAUUAGGAGAAUUUGGGAAAAUCCUGAAAGGUGAGCUGAACUCACUCUCUUGCAUUGUUGAUCUGGAUAAGAGAAUUUCCCUACUCUGUUCUCUCUGACCUCUUUGGUUGCAUCACAAUAAUCUCUGCUUUCUCCUGAAGGGUGUACUUGUUCACUUCAUGGAUUUGAAAGGAAAUUACUGGUAUAUGGAAACUCCUAGGCCAUACCUAAACCAAUCCAAAGCUUUUACAUUUGUGGAGAGUAGUGAACGAAUGCAAACUUCGGGAGGAAGGAGAGGUUAUUGGGAAUGCAACCACAGGGAGAAUCUCAAUUGUAUACUUGCGUCCUCUCUACUUCUCAAAAUCCAUUGGAGGAGAGGAUCAGAGGGGCGGGAUCUUUGGCUUUCUCUUCCAAUGGGUUUUGAGGAGGCGAGGAGUAUGCAAUUGAAACUCUUCCCCCGUCUCCCACUUCCUCAUAUUAGUUAAUAAUGUCUACCUCUCUUUAUGUCCCCUAUUAAAGACUAAUGUUGUGUUCUUCACACUAUCCACCAACUUCCUGUUACAACAUUAUGCACUUUCCUAAUGCAUUAGUCUUUUACCUCUUUCUAACAUUUUAUUUUGAAUGAUAAGUACAAGUCACAGCAAAAAAGCAAACGUGUUUUUAAUAUUGAAUAUUGAAUAUUGAUUUGCCUAUAUGUGUAUUGGUAUGUACACUGCUCAAAAAAAUAAAGGGAACACUUAAACAACACAAUGUAACUCCAAGUCAAUCACACGUCUGUGAAAUCAAACUGUCCACUGAGGAAGCAACACUGAUUGACAAUAAAUUUCACAUGCUGUUGUGCAAAUAGAAUAGACAACAGGUGGAAAUUAUAGGCAAUUAGCAAGACACCCCCAAUAAAGGAGUGGCUCUGCAGGUGGUGACCACAGACCACUUCUCAGUUCCUAUGCUUCCUGGCUGAUGUUUUGGUCACUUUUGAAUGCUGGCGGUGCUUUUACUCUAGUGGAAGCAUGAGACGGAGUCUACAACCCACACAAGUGGCUCAGGUAGUGCAGCUCAUCCAGGAUGGCACAUCAAUGCGAGCUGUGGCAAGAAGGUUUGCUGUGUCUGUCAGCGUAAUGUCCAGAGCAUGGAGGCUCUACCAGGAGACAGGCCAGUACAUCAGGAGACGUGGAGGAGGCCGUAGGAGGGCAAAAACCCAGCAGCAGGACAGCUACCUCCGCCUUUGUGCAAGGAGGAGCACUGCCAGAGCCCUGCAAAAUGACCUCCAGCAGGCCACAAAUGUGCAUGUGUCUGCUCAAACGGUCAGAAACAUACUCCAUGAGGGUGGUAUGAGGGCUCGACGUCCACAGGUGGGGGUUAUGCUUACAGCCCAACACCAUGCAGGACGUUUGGCAUUUGCCAGAGAACACCAAGAUUGGCAAAUUCGCCACUGGCGCCACACUGAGCACGUGACAGAGUCUGGAGACACAGUGGAGAACGUUCUGCUGCCUGCAACAUCCUCCAGCAUGACCAGUUUGGCGGUGGGUCAGUCAUGGUGUGGGGUGGCAUUUCAUUGGGGGGCCGCACAGCCCUCCAUCUGCUCGCCAGAGGUAGCCUGACUGCCAUUAGGUACCGAGAUGAGAUCCUCAGACCCCUUGUGAGAACAUUUGCUGGUGCGGUUGGCCCUGGGUUCCUCCUGGGUUCUUCCUAAUGCAAGACGAUGCUAGACCUCAUGUGGCUGGAGUGUGUCAGCAGUUCCUGCAAAAGGAAGGCAUUGAUGCAAUGGACUGGCCCGCCCGUUCCACAGUCCUGAAUCCAAUUGAGCACAUCCGGGACAUCAUGUCUCGCUCCAUCCACCAACGCCAAGUUGCACCACAGACUGUCCAGGAGUUGGCAGAUGCUUUAGUCCAGGACUAGGAGGAGAUCCCUCAGGGGACCAUCCGCCACCUCAUCAGGAGCAUGCCCAGGCGUUGUAGGGAGGUCAUACAGGAACGUUACAUCAAAGUUGGAUCAGCCUGUAGUGUGAUUUUCCACUUUAAUUUUGAGUGUGACUCCAAAUCCAGACCUCCAUGGGUUGAUAAAUUUGAUUUCCAUUGAUAAUUUUUGUGUGAUAUUGUUGUCAGCACAUUCAACCAUGUAAAGAAAAAAGUAUUUAAUAAAAAUAUUUCAUUCA
Molecule: messenger RNA, 3484 nt
Organism: Oncorhynchus masou masou (cherry salmon)
Lineage: Eukaryota; Metazoa; Chordata; Actinopteri; Salmoniformes; Salmonidae
Gene: rnf115b
Product: ring finger protein 115b
Exons: 9
Coding region: 33-941 (302 amino acids)
Biological process (GO): protein ubiquitination
Cellular component (GO): cytoplasm
Molecular function (GO): ubiquitin protein ligase activity
Source: RefSeq, a predicted model, not a curated record